Molecule: messenger RNA, 7243 nt
Organism: Mobula hypostoma (lesser devil ray)
Lineage: Eukaryota; Metazoa; Chordata; Chondrichthyes; Myliobatiformes; Myliobatidae
Gene: astn1
Product: astrotactin 1
Exons: 23
Coding region: 60-3938 (1292 amino acids)
Biological process (GO): neuron cell-cell adhesion; neuron migration
Cellular component (GO): membrane; endosome
Source: RefSeq, a predicted model, not a curated record
CUUAGGAAGCCGGGCCGACUGGGUUUGUUAUUGUGCCGAGAUAGGGACUGAGAACAACGAUGGCGUUGCUGCCAGUGCUGGUUUUGGGGGCGUUCUGUGCCAUGUUGGGUACCGGCCUGGCAGCGGUGGAAAGCGAGCACCCCAAGGAUGGCGAGUGCAAAGUGAAGACGGUGAGCGUGUCGGCUCUGCCGUUCCUCCGGGAGAACGAUCUGAGCAUCCACACCCCGCUAUCGUCGGAGCCCAAACUCCUGUUCUCGGUCAGGAACGAUUUCCCCGGAGAGGUGGUGGUUGUUGACGACCUGGAGAACACAGAGCUUCCCUAUUUCGUCCUGGAGAUAUCUGGCUAUGCCGACGAGAUCCCCCAUGUUCGCUGGAGGCAACAAUGGCUGGAAAAUGGGACCUUGCUUUUCCAUGUUCACCAUCAAAAUAUCGCUCAUCGCUUACCAGGCCUGAUCCCAACUAUCUACUCAGAAUCAGACUCUGCUGAGGAAGAACUCCGAAUCCUUCACAUUUCUGUGAUGGGGGGGAUGAUUGCCCUGCUAUUGGCAAUCCUGUUCCUUGUCUUGGUGCUCUACACGCGGCGUCGGUGGUGCAAACGUCGCCGUGUCCCACAGCCGCAGAAGAGCGCCAGUGCAGAAGCCGCGAACGAAAUCCAUUACAUCCCAUCGGUACUGAUGGCGGGUCAGAACCGGGAGAGCCUGCGGAACUCCCGGCUGCAGGGGCACAAUUCCAGUGGGUCGAUCAGCAUCCGGGAGACGCCUAUCCUGGACGGUUAUGAGUAUGACAUUGAUGACCUUCGGCAGCAACUGCAGAGGGAGUGCAUGAACGGCGGGGAGGAUUUCGGCAGCCAGGUGACACGCACGUUGGAUUCACUUCAGGGGUGUGAUGAGAAAACGUGCUUGGAUCUCACUCCAGGAAGUGAUACCACCAAGUUGUCGCUCAUGAAUAAAUACAAGGAGAACUUCCUAGCCACCAGCCCCGUGGACAUCAGCCACCAGCAGACAGCUCUCCUCCCACGCAGCACCUCCGGAGGACAAAGGAAACGUUUUACAAGUAAAUCCAGAGCUGGAUCUGCCUUCUUGAACCCUGAAGGUGAUUCUGGGACUGAGGCAGAUAAUGAUCCUCAGCUGACGUUCUACACAGAUCCGUCCCGAAGCAGACGCCGCAGCAGAGGUUCUCCCCGCAGCCCCAUCAACAAAACCACCCUUACACUGAUAAGUGUGGUAGGUUGUGUAAUUGGGUUGGUUUAUGGCUCCCAUGUGACCUGUCCUUUGUCUGUUAAAGUUAUUCUUCAUGUUCCUGAGCAUCUUAUUGCUGACGGUAGCAGAUUUGUCCUGCUUUAUGGAAGUCAACUUGUUGCCAGUGAUUGGCUGAAUCCAGCCCAGGUCUUACUGUACUACCAGCAGAACAGCAGUGGGCCCUGGGUAAUGGAGUUAUGUGGGUGUCGUCUAACUGACCCUUGCGAGCACGAGUGUGAUGUGGAUACAGGAGAAUGUGGAUGCCAGGAGGGAUAUACAAGAGAUCCUGUGCACAAACACCUCUGCAUCAGGAAUGACUGGGGGACAAAUCAAGGCCCCUGGCCAUACACCAUGUUCCAACGUGGUUUUGAUCUAGUGAUGGGUGAACAGCCUUCAGAUAGAAUAUUCAGGUUUACCUACACUCUAGGAGAAGGAAUGUGGCUGCCACUUAGUAAAAGCUUUGUCAUUCCUCCAGCUGAACUUGCAAUCAACCCUUCAGCUAAAUGCAAGACAGACAUGACAGUGAUGGAAGAUGCAGUUGAGGUCAGAGAAGAAGCCAUGAUCUCUGCUUCCUUCGAUAGCCUUGAGGUCCUUCUUGAUUCUUUCGGUCCUGUAAGAGAUUGCACCAAGGAUAAUGGGGGCUGCAGCAGAAACUUCUGCUGUAUCUCUGAUCGCAAGCUUGAUUCAAGUGGUUGUGUGUGCCCUUUGGGGCUCAGCCCAAUGAAGGAUGGCUCUGGCUGUUAUGACAGGCACAUUGGUAUUGAUUGUUCGGAUGGAAUGAACGGAGGUUGUGAGCAACUCUGUCUGCAGCAAACUGUGCCUCUUCCAGAUAACCCCUCACUCUACAACAUUGUGAUGUUUUGCGGUUGUAUUGAAGAUUACAAACUAGCUUCAGAUGGACGGAUGUGUCAGCUGAUUUCUGAAUCCUGCACCGGUGGUACAGAUUGUGCUGAUGCCAACAUUUCUCUAAAUCAGACCUGGUUUAGGGAUGUCUUCUAUGGUUACAAUAACCAGACUAAGGAGCUUGCACUUGGACAAGUGUUUGUUGGGACAUUCAGACAGAAGAAUUUUGUGACUGGCAUCCCGCAGCAACUGCCAGAUGGAAUGGUUGCCUCAGCUCUGCCCAGUGAGAGCCAAUGCCAGGAAGAACUGUCUGAGCCUGUACCAGAUCCGGACUACCUCACAGGAAUGGUGAACUUCAGUGAAGUGGCAGGGUAUCCGAUGGUACAGCAUUGGAAGCUGAAAUCAACCCAAUACCGUGUAAAGCUCAACCAACGCACACUUUCUACAGUAUUUACCCACGCUAUCCACUCUUUGGAUGGAGCCACUUUGAGGAAUGACUUUGCAUCUGUGCUCGAGGAAUUUGGCAAUCACUACAUCCAAGAGGCACUCUAUGGAUUUGAGGAGACGUGUAUCAUUUGGUUUCCAAAUCGCUCCGUUCAGAAGCAACUAUGGAUGGAAUACCAAGAUAUCAGCAAAGGCAAUUCUCCAUCUGAUGAGUCAGAAGAGCAUGAAAAGGAUCCAAAAUCUUUAACUUUUCCAGCCUACAUUGGUAGCCUUCUUGAUUCUGGUGAUGAGCUCAUGGCAUCUGGAGUGAGAAUGUACUGUGAAAACAGGGGAGGUUGCCCAACCUCCUGUCACUUGUGUCAUCCAAAAGGGGGUCAGAAUAUGCAAGAAGAACCUGUGUUGCUGGAAGUCACCAAGGCAGCACCACUUUAUGAACUGCUUAGUGAUAAUGAAACACAAAAGGCAAUCUUUGAAGCAAUGUUGAGCCUACUCUGGUGCUCAGGAGGCGGUGAUGUCAUUGAUGACUGGUGUAGAUGUGACUCUACAACCUUCAGUGUUGAUGGCCUACCAAACUGUGCUCCUCUGCCUCAGCCGACUCUGAGGCUGUCACCUGCACAUGAGCCAAGCAGCUCACUGGUGGUUUUAGAGUGGGACCAUACUGAGCCUGCGAUUGGGGUGAAGAUUGUAGACUAUCUCAUCAGCCUGGAAAAGGUCACCAUCACGGACCGAGCAGAAAUGUCUAAGGUAGAGACAGAAUCUGUGUUGAGUUUCGUAGAUGACAUUGCUUCUGGAUCCAAGACCCCAUGUGUGAUGUUGGGGAAAGUUCCUGACACAGUGUCAAGCUCAAUAUCAUUAAUAAUCAGAUGCCUUGAGCCUGAUACUACAUACAUGUUUUCCUUGUGGACUGUAGACAACACUGGAAGGCGCUCUAGACCAAGUGCGGUUACCGUCAAAGUCCCCUGUCCACUCGUGGAUGACGUUAAGGCUAAAGAAAUUGCCGACAAAAUCUAUAACUUAUUCAAUGGUUAUACAAGUGGAAAGGAACAACAAACUGCAUACAAUACGCUGAUGGAUCUGGGCUCGUCUACUCUACACCGAGUCUAUUACCACUACAAUCAGGACUAUGAGCACUUUGGAGAAUUUACUUGGCGCUGCGAAGAUGAGUUGGGACCAAGGAAAGCUGGCCUGAUCCUGUCCAAGUUGGAGGAGUUGAGCAGCUGGUGCAGAAGCCUCCUUCGGGAGCCCAAAAUCACCCUUCGCCGAGUCUCCUUGAAGUACCUGUCCUGCCGAUACAGUGAGAUGCGGCCCUCAGGAAUAAAUUGGCAAGAGCUGAACACAGAGGUCAAAAAGAUCUGUGAGGAACAGUUCCUGACUGUGCUGUACAAUGACUAUGGAGAACAUAAAGACUUCUGACAGAGGAAUGUACUUUGUGUCCAUCUUCACCCAUUUCCCGUUCCCCCCCCCUUAGUCAGCUGUUUUAUGGGCAGUCCACAUGGCCUUCUGGGUAGAAUAUUGCUUGACUGCUCGCAGUUGUUUGUGGAGGUUGUUAAAACUCAGGCUUACCCUGGUCUGGCGAUAAAACGUUGAAUCAGUUUUGAAUAGUGUCAGCCAAAUAUGUGGGUUAUUUGAUUUUAGCUUCACUGGAAGCUGGAAGAAUCAUGGGGAAGACUGGACAGUGAUGAUGGUGCUUGCAUCAAGUCUUCUCCCAUUGCUGACCCUUCCUUAAUUUUAUCGCUCCUAAUGUAUUGCAAUUGCUUUAUCACUGUUAUGUAUUAGGCAGUUUCAUUCAACAGCAUUUGGUUCAUUAGGCUGCCAGUCAAUGCCAUGUCUGAAACCACACAGGCAGUGGAUUUAGGUUGGGUUUUGGAAGUGCACUCGUGUUAAUUUGAUGCCUCCUUGUGUUUUGAACUGGAUAGCUAACAGCACUAAUGUCAAAAUAGGAACGAGGUUCCCUACAGAAGGUGGUCAAUGCAUGACAAAGGGUUAAUGCAAAGAGGCAAAUUACCAAGUGCCUAAUUUAUUGUAAAGGAGAUUAGAAUGAUGCACAGUGCCUGAUCUAUGGAGAUAUUUUAGCAAAGGCGUCUGGCACCCUCCAUCAGCGAGAAGAUUAUGCUUCAUAACAACCCCUUUAAUAAAAAUUAACAGGGGUUUAGAAUUGAUGUCCCCAUAACCUUGAGACUGCAAAGUGAAUGGUGAGAUUUAGUGAUGUUCUAGUGUCCCAAUUAUGUUUUGCAACAUUUCCAGACUUUAGUUCAGCAGUGACAAUCUUUGCGUAACCGCAGCAUGUACUGACACACACCUUCACCGUUCCCAGUCCCUUGUUCAGUUUUUCAGUCUACAAUAUUUGUUUGACACUUUGAAUCUGCUGCCAGCUGUCAGAUGGUGUUUCACAUUCACCCUAACAUAAUUGCAAACACAUCCUGGCUAUUUAUUCACAAUGAAACCAUUCUUCAAGCAUGCUGAUUAGAUUAGGUUAGAUGGAAUUAGUGAAUUCCCCGCCAACGUUAGAGCUUUCUGAUUUAAAUCCACUCACAGAUAGUCAGGUGCAUGGUCAACCAUUGUGUUUUAAUAUUUAUUAAGUAUAGCCUUUUUAUAUAUAUUAUAUAUAUUGAAAAAGAUCAACUUUUAAGAUUACUGUGGCAAAGAUAUACUUGCUCAAAAUGUGGUGUAGUUACAUUUCACACUGCUCUUUGUUAAAACAGCAUAACUGCUCACACUUUACCAGCCAUCAAAGAACAAACAAGAAGUGAAUAACCUGGUUCCUGCUAAAAGACCACUUGCUCUGCACCAGGUGUUAGUCUCAUGACUGAGUAUUUAAGGGGGCAGGAGACAGCAGAACACACUCCACUUAGGGAAAGCGGACUCAAUUGCACUUUUUCUCUCUCUGCCCCUAUUUCAUGUGGAACACACAGGUACCUGCAUUACAACUUCACUCACAGCAAGGCCUGCGAUUCGUCAUCUGCUGUCAAAUAUUUUGGCUAAAACAACACUGACACCCAGAUUCUGACUCUGCACACACAAUAAAUUUUGUUGCAGCAUGAUUACUUUAAUUACUGGAGAAAUAUUACUGUAAUAUUGCUGAACAUAGUGUUUCGUCAAGUGAGGAAAGGCUAUUGAUUAUGAUAUAGUUCCAUAAUGUGCCUGUUUGCAGCCCCCUUGUAGAGAUUAACUAGUCAGUCUAGACAUUUCUUGCAGCUCCAUUGAUACCCAUAUUUCCAGCUUGGUUUUGAUCCACUAUUUGAUUAUUCUUUCCUAAGACUCACAUUCCUCAAAUCAUAUAGUAAUUUAGGGAUCAGAUCUUUCACCCAAUCAAGAAAGAGUGCAUGAGCAGAUAGUACGUGAGUUCAGAGGAAGAAUGUAGACCUUUCUUGAUUUCCAGAGUAGCACAGCCUAAAUGUGGCCUGCAUGUACUUUAGUAGUUUGAGUUUUCAGAUAAAAGGUUCUUGAAUCAACCCUACCCUAUAUACAAGUGACACUAAGAAAGAAACAUUGGCCAGCAUCUUUCACUAGCAUUAGUGUUUGCAGACAUACAGAGGAGAGCAUUCCCAGGGAGAUGGAGUCUACACUAGUCUUCUUUGUCCGUGCAUCACUUUCUAGUAUCCUGUAUUUUUCCAGCCAAAAGUUGUUGUCUUGUAGAGUAGACAGGAAUCUACAGGCUCCUGCAUAGAGUAGGUGCCGUUCGAGACCAAGGGUUCCCAACCUGGGGUCCAUAGACUCCUUGCUUAACGGUAUUGGUCCAUGGCAUAAAAAAGGUUGGAACCCCUGCUCUAGACAAUACUCUUCUCCUCCUCCAGUAAGCAACAUGACAGAUGUUGCAUCACCCACAUGAAGAGCAAAGUGUGCAAAGGCAAGUGGUCUAUUGAUGUCAUUGUGUUAUCAAAGUAGGUAUUGCUAUUUAUGAGUGACAUGAUCAAUAGUAUAUCUGAUUCUAAUCUUUAAACUGUCUUGGAAAUGGUUCACUGCUCAGGAAUAACAGAGGGAUACCUGAGGCCACCAUUUACUGUACUGAGCAGUGAGAUAGUGUAUGGAGUGAACUGUACUACAUAAAGGGUGGGCAUGGACUAUUUGCAGCCAUGAGUUGGCAGUAUCACCUUCUGCCACUGCAUAUAUCCACUUACAGAUUCCAGAACAAAGACUGCAUUUACAUUUCACUUUGUAGAAAAGAUAGCAAAUCAAGAUACUAUACAGCAUAUACAGCAAAUGGCUUCAAUAUAUUUCACUCUGAGUCUCUUGAAAAGACUAAGAUUUCCUUUAUUUAUAAGGGAAUAUUUUCACUGCGGCAAAAUCAAUUUGCACUGAAAUUUUCAUUCAAUUAAUGAGGACUGGCAGGAAUGUGGAUUACAGGGAUCCAGUGUGAACUGUACACAGGUAUACCUGAAGCAAGCAGGGGGACGCCAGACGGCGGUCUCGCCGGUAUUUUGUUUGCACUGCACUGCAGAGUGGGCAGAGUGAAAGCUUUCAUUGAUCAGUUGACCUGCCUCUUUCUCAAACAUGCAACGUCUGUUCUGAACAUUUAACUUGUGAGCGAACGUGUUGAGAUUUACACUCAACACACAGUGGUCUUAAAGUGGUAGUUAGACAUAUAUGCUCUGAGUUUUGAUAAAACAGCAGUGGUAUAUGUGCUGAUGUAAAAUGAGAGUUUGUGAUCUAGUAUUGUGCACACCUAGUGAUCAUUGUCUCCUUGAAUCCAUUGGCUGUUACAACAUAAAGUAUUGAUU